Molecule: messenger RNA, 1284 nt
Organism: Alternaria rosae
Lineage: Eukaryota; Fungi; Ascomycota; Dothideomycetes; Pleosporales; Pleosporaceae
Product: P-loop containing nucleoside triphosphate hydrolase protein
Exons: 2
Coding region: 387-1193 (268 amino acids)
Biological process (GO): nucleobase-containing compound metabolic process
Cellular component (GO): cytoplasm; mitochondrion
Molecular function (GO): ATP binding; AMP kinase activity
Source: RefSeq, a predicted model, not a curated record
UAUGUCGGCAUAUUGUCGCCAAUUGGCCGAGGCGUUGGGGUCUCCGAUGUCCGCAAGAACGACAGCGCGGCUUGCGAAUGGCAUGCCAUGAAUCCUGGGCCGUCCCCUCACCUCCACGCCUAUCCGACGGCAAUCGUCCCUCUGUCAUCUUAACCCGGGUUUUGUGGCUGGGCACUCCAUAAUUCCUCGCAUCACUUCCUCCCGUACCCUAGUUCACGAUCCUCCAUUUCAUUUCACACAAUUUUCGCUAUGGAUUUGUUUUAGUAACUACGAGCCUUCGGCGGAGCCCUCGAGCUUUAUUCACCGUACCGACCUGGACUAUACCUAGCAGCAUAUACCUAGAGUCGCUUCUAUAGUAUACAUCAGCGACAACACACAUUACAACAAUGACUGUCCAACGGUUGUCCAAGGCCGCCAGGAUCAUACUGGUCGGCGCGCCUGGCGUCGGGAAGGGAACUCAGACGGAGCGCAUGAUGAAAAAAUUCCCUGAGCUCUCGUCAAUCAGCUCUGGCGAUUUGCUGAGGAAGAAUGUUCGUGAGCGGACACCUCUCGGCAUACACGCCGAAUCCACGAUGAAGUCUGGCAAAUUAGUCCCCGACGCCAUGAUCCUGCGCCUCAUCAUCAACGAACUCACCACCCGCGGCUGGAUACGAGACAACGCUUUGCGCCCAUAUGCGCUCAACUUCAGCUCCAUGGACAUGCCAGAGACUACGGUAGAUGCAGUCAUGAUUCCCUCGGCGGUACGGGCUCCGCGCUACACCUUCUCCAACAGGCCGUCGGCCUCAUUCAUACUCGACGGCUUCCCAAGAACCGCCGUGCAAGCGAUACAACUCGACAACAUCGUGCCCAUCAACAUGGUAGUCAACCUCAACACUCCGAGUGACAUAAUCAUCGAUCGCAUAUGCAACCGCUGGGUACACGAGGCAUCGGGGCGUGUCUACAACACCACAUUCAAUGCACCAAAGGUCGAUGGCAAAGAUGAUAUCACGGGCGAGCCGCUGACACGGAGAGCCGACGACGACCCAGAGGUGUGGAAGGCACGGUUGAGAAACUUCAAGGAAAACAGCGAGCCUCUGCUGGAGCAUUACGACAAGCUUGGCGUGCUCUGGACGGUCAACGGGAACAGCAGCGACGAAAUUACCCCGCAGCUUUUCGAAGAGUUUAGCAAGCGCUUCGGCGCUCAUGACGAUUGAUGUGUUAUUCAUGUCUCGGUUUAGGUUAGGUCUUGGUUGGUUAAAGGUCACUUACGAUACCUAUGUUUUCUCGCGUCAAGGCGGGCUAUGU